Messenger RNA from Labeo rohita (rohu), 818 nucleotides. RefSeq names its product zinc finger protein 593 (gene znf593). Bases 81 to 470 code for a protein of 129 amino acids. The record is from RefSeq and is a predicted model, not a curated record. Lineage: Eukaryota; Metazoa; Chordata; Actinopteri; Cypriniformes; Cyprinidae. The transcript has 4 exons.
UACACGCGCAUUCUGCCGACCCGGAAGUUAUUCCAGUGGUGUCCAACGUGUGUGUGGCGAGGCAGCUGCGCGUCAAUAUCAUGGGAAAGUCCAAACAGAUCGGGAACCACAAUAAUGGCAGGAAGAAGAAUAUUAAUAAGACAUGGAAGACUAAGCGCAGGACAAAGGACCUUGACCAGAUCCAUGCAGACAUGAUCCCUGAAAAUGCUGUCAAGUUACUAAAGCAAGAUGUAGAUUAUGAUGUUACAGGAUGUGCCCAAAAUUACUGUCUGCACUGCGCGAGGUAUUUUGUUGAUUUGAAAACCCUGAAGGAGCAUUUCAAGUCCAAGCUCCAUAAAAAACGAUUGAAGCAGCUGAGGGAGGAGCCAUAUACACAGGCCGAGGCAGAGCGGGCAGCAGGAAUGGGCUCCUACAUCCCACCCAAAAAAGUAGAGGUUCACACACAACAGGUUGAGGAAGAUAUGGACUGAAAGAGGACUUUGGUCUGCCUCUUUAUGGACUCAUGCUCUUCUGAAUAAAACCAUUAGGUCUUGACUCAGACCAACAAUUUAACCAGUUUCAGAGCUGAAAUUAAUUUCUGAAGAUGGGAAGUAAGUUGAAAUAUAGAAAAUAAGUUGAUAUAUUUUAGAUAAACAUUCAUUGACAAUUUUCGGUAAAUUCAGACUUCGUUCAGAAGUCUGGAACAGCUGGCUACAGUUGCAUACACUCUUGUGAAAUUACAUUGGUAAGGGCUGCUUAUACUAAGCAACCUUCUGGGACUGAAAGUCUCACAAUGUUCAUUAUGUAAAUAUAAACUCAAUAAAAAAGAAAACAUCCUC